This is a messenger RNA of Daldinia caldariorum, 1014 nucleotides long. RefSeq lists its product as uncharacterized. The record is from RefSeq and is a predicted model, not a curated record. Gene Ontology annotation, cellular component: mitochondrial inner membrane; mitochondrion. The transcript has 2 exons. Lineage: Eukaryota; Fungi; Ascomycota; Sordariomycetes; Xylariales; Hypoxylaceae. Gene Ontology annotation, biological process: mitochondrial respiratory chain complex IV assembly. The coding region runs from base 240 to 797 and encodes 185 amino acids.
ACAUUUACAUAUAAUACAUAGUAUUCGCGUUUUAUGCGUUUUGUGGAUUCCCUUAUCCCUGUCGCGUUUUUAAAGUGCUUCGACUUUUGCAUAAUAGCAUUUGGGUCAUUUGCUCUUUCCAGUUGAAUACCUAAUUAGUGGGUCCUCUGCAUAGCGGCGUCAUAGGUUCAAAUCGCGAUUUUCGCAGCCAAAACUGUCGAACCAAAAGAAAUUCAAACUUAGCAUCUUCAGCGCCUAAGAUGGCGCAAAACAAUAAAGAGACUCUCCCUCUCAGGGUGCAAGGCCCUCCGCCCGGGGUAACAGCGCCUUCCGACGAUGUUAGAAACCCGCAAGUUUACGAAACAUUUCCCAACUCGAAUUCUCAAAGUCAUACAGUCAAACCGACGGGGCAGAAAAACCCCCCUCAACCUACGAUCAAGGAUGGAAUCCAAUCAAUAAAACCGGACGACUUUUUUAAUGUACACAAAAUUCCAUGCGCCCGCCAGGGCCUUAUGACGGGUAUCGGCGCGGGUGCAGCAGUGGGAAUGGGUCGAUAUUUCGUAGGAGGGACAAUACCAAAAUCAACCAAUUGGGCUUUCGGUGCCUUUUUUAUAGGCUCUAUAAUACAAUGGGAAUAUUGUCGCACACAGCGGGCGAACGAACGUAUGGCUGUAGCACGAAUAGUCGAGGUUAUGGAUAAGAAACAGGCCGAGAAAAAAGCACAAGCUGAAGCGGCGAGAUUAAAACAGGAGGCGGAAAAGGCAAAGCAAGACGCUGUGACAGCUGUGACAAAGAAAAGUUGGUAUAAAUUUUGGUGAGCACCGUCAAAUCCUGGAUACUGCCAAGAGGAAUAACAACAAUUGCUACCAUACUAUAAAGGUCCCGGGUAUGUCGUUCUGUCCAUUUGCUAAUAUUUAAAAUUCCACAAAUCACCUAUCAACGUCGAUGCUCCUGAUAGCCUUGAGUUUGUUAGUCUAGCAUGCAGAAAUAAUGGAGUCUGACGCGAUAUUUUUUUUCGGGCUGUUCCAAAUAAGU